AUGAGAAAUUUCAAAAAAUUAAAUUUGCAAUUUUUCUAUUCAAGACGAACAUUAUUUGACAAGGCUGUAAUAAAUGGAAUCAAUGAAAAUUUUGAUAGAACAAAGUUCGUAGAGGGAGAUACAGUAAUCUUACGUGAUACUGCGAAAAAAAUUAAAGGUUCAAGAAAAUCAUUAAUAGGACCUUUAUCUAAAGGUUCAAAAACCGAAAAUUUUUGUGGGAUAAUUUAUCAUGAUUCUAUAAUUGGAAUAUCCAUACGUUCUGUUAUUAAAACUAAUAAAGAAAAAUGCUUUACAAUUCAUUUUCCUACGUUGGAUGAAUAUGUAUCAAUGUUUUCAAGAAAUACCACACCAAUAUAUCCAAAGGACGCUAACACUAUAGUUGCACUUCUUGAUUUACAUCCAUAUUCAAGAAUAUUAGAAGUAGGUACGGGAAAUGGAUCUUUAACGUUAUAUUUAGCAAGAGCUAUUUAUCCAACAGGACAUAUACAAACCAUAGAUAUAAAUGCAGAAAAUAUUCGUAAAGCUCAAAAAAAUAUUAAACAAUAUUUUCGUGGAAUUUAUUAUGAUAAUAUAACAUUCAAUAUCGGGUCUUGUUCUGAAAUAUUAUAUUCAUUAUCCGAAAGAGUCGAUGGAAUAAUAUUAGAUUUACCUGAACCUUGGUUGGAAUUACCUUCAAUUAUACCAAAGUUAAAAUUAGAUAGAUUUAUAGUAUGUUACUUACCAAAUAUGACUCAAGUAUUAGAAUUAAUUAAAGUUAUUAGAGUAAAAAAAUUAAAAUUAGCUACAGAACAAGUAUUAGAAAUACAGUGGAGACCCUGGGAGGUUAGGUCUACCGUCAUUAGAAGUAAAAUGGAUGAAAAUAUUGCCUUUUCUAUAGAUAAUUUAGUUAUGGAGAAUAAAAUACCCGAAAAAGCUUUGGCUUAUGUCUGUAGACCUAUUUGUGAUAAUACUACUGGUCAUACUGCUUUUUUGGUACAAUUGAAAAAAAUUGAUGAAUAUAUAUGA
This is a messenger RNA of Funneliformis geosporum, 1005 nucleotides long. Lineage: Eukaryota; Fungi; Glomeromycota; Glomeromycetes; Glomerales; Glomeraceae. The record is from the annotation of a GenBank genome assembly.